This is a messenger RNA of Theileria equi strain WA, 1983 nucleotides long. RefSeq names its product phenylalanyl-tRNA synthetase, putative. The coding region runs from base 80 to 1879 and encodes 599 amino acids. The record is from RefSeq and is a predicted model, not a curated record. Gene Ontology annotation, biological process: phenylalanyl-tRNA aminoacylation. The transcript has 13 exons. Lineage: Eukaryota; Apicomplexa; Aconoidasida; Piroplasmida; Theileriidae. Gene Ontology annotation, cellular component: phenylalanine-tRNA ligase complex; cytoplasm. Gene Ontology annotation, molecular function: phenylalanine-tRNA ligase activity; magnesium ion binding; RNA binding.
AUACACAAUAGUAAAUAUUCCAAUCUAUAUAUUUAUAUAUUGCUUAUUGUAAAAUACCUUCUUUUGGAGACAUUGAAGGAUGCCUACCAUUUCCGUGCUAAAGUCAGAAUUUUACAAACAGCUUGGAACGAAUCUCUCAACAGAGGAAUUAGAGUCCCUUUGCUUUGAGUUUGGUAUAGAAUAUGAUGGAAUAGAAAUCAACGAAACUGGAUCUGAGUUUUUGAAGAUUGAAGUACCUGCCAACAGGUAUGAUCUUUUGUGCAUGGAAGGUUUGGUUUCCGCGUUAUUAACCUACAAAUGGAAUUCAAAGGCCCCAAACUACAGACUCGUCCCCUCUACGCCUAAUCCAUAUGCCAAAAUAACCGUAGGAAAAGAGUGUGCAUCUCUGCGGCCCUUUAUUUUUUCUGCAAUACUUCGGGAUGUUAAGCUGAACAAUGAAAAUUAUAAGAGUUUAAUCGACUUACAAGAAAAGCUGCAUCAUAACAUAUGUAGAAAACGUACAAUAGCUGCGAUUGGUACACACGAUUUGGAUUCCGUAAGGCCACCUUUCACAUAUACCCUUGAACGACCAGAAGACAUUGUGUUUUCACCUUUGACAGAUGGAACAAAGGAGUAUAAUGCAUAUGAAUUACUAAAAACGUAUGAAUCGCAUCCUCAACUUAAGACAUACGUCAAGAUUCUAGAAAAUUCUGAACUUUAUCCAGUUGUAAGAGAUGCAGAUGGUAAUGUAUGUUCUCUACCACCAAUUAUAAAUUCGUUUAAAUCGAGAAUUACCUUGGAAACUCGCAAUAUAUUUAUCGAAGUUACAGCUGUUGAUAAAAUCAAGGGUAAUAUUGUAUUGAACCAGGUAGUUUCAGCGUUUUCACAAUAUUGUUCCGACAAAUUUACAAUUGAACCUGUUCUAAUACAAUACGAUGAUCAUGUGGUCACUCCCAAUAUCACACCGAGAUCUUUAAGAGCUUCUACUACCUAUCUUUCCACGCUUACGGGUAUCAAAGAUUUGACACCUGAAUUCACGUGUUCACUUUUGGAAAAAAUGAUGAUUUCCGCUAUGGUAGUAAAUGAUGACACUAUAGAAGCGCACAUUCCAAUAACUCGAUCCGAUAUACAACAUGCGUGUGAUAUUGGGGAAGAUAUUGCAAUAUCUUAUGGAUAUAAAAAUAUUGAGAGAAAAACAUUUAAUAUGGGAUCACUUCUUGAAAAAACAAUUCUGGCAAAAAAUGUUCGUAGGUUGUUUGCAUCUUGUUCAUAUAAAGAGACCCUUAUGCCAAUUUUGGAUUCAUUUAAAUCUGGAUAUGAAAGCAUGAAUUGGAAAAUUCCGCUAGAUAUAGAAAUAAAUUCACCUGUUGUAAUAAAAAACUCACAAGUCGCUGAACAAGAAAUUUUAAGAACAACAUUAAUUCCUGGGUUGUUAAAGACUAUAUUUAACAAAAAGGCAUCACUUUUACCCAUUAGGAUUUUUGAAAUUGGUGAUGUUGUAUGGAGGAAAAAUGAUUCAGAAUGUGGAGCCAUAAACAACCUUAAAUGCGCUGGUGCAUAUGCGAAUAUCUCAACAGCUGGAUUGGAGGAGAUACAAGGAACAUCUGAGCUAUUGUUGAAUUCAUUAGGAUUCGUCAGUGAAUACCAAAUUUGGGAGUACGAUUUAAAUAAAAAGACAUUGCCAGAAUCCUGGAAGCACAAAUAUAAACUAGUAGAAACUGAAGACCCAGCGUUCUUGUCCGGACGUGUUGUCAAUAUUACUAUGACUACAACGCCUUUUGUCACUAUAGGAGUUAUUGGCAUUAUACACCCAACUGUCCUGCGUAAUUUCAACAUUUCCAUGCCAGUAUCUUUAUUUGAAUUAGACUUAGCAUUAAUACAAAAAAUAACAAAAUCCUAACGAUUUUGUCUUCGUGGCUAUUGUACCGCACAAUUGUUUGCUUUCCGGAUAUAAUUUGCCGCAAGAACCUUUCACCGAGUAAAUGAUAAUUUAUUUCCAUGAAA